Cornus florida is the source of this 1406-nucleotide messenger RNA. RefSeq names its product homeobox-leucine zipper protein HAT4-like. Lineage: Eukaryota; Viridiplantae; Streptophyta; Magnoliopsida; Cornales; Cornaceae. The coding region runs from base 151 to 1059 and encodes 302 amino acids. Gene Ontology annotation, molecular function: sequence-specific DNA binding; DNA-binding transcription factor activity, RNA polymerase II-specific. Gene Ontology annotation, cellular component: nucleus. The record is from RefSeq and is a predicted model, not a curated record. The transcript is spliced from 4 exons. Gene Ontology annotation, biological process: regulation of DNA-templated transcription.
GAAUCCAAUCUCCAAAACAAACACACACACACACACACACACACACACACUCUCUCUCUCUACAAUUCCUCCUCCUCUCUCUCUCUCACAAACUCUGUAUUUGAAAAGCACAAUAGAGCAACAAAGUUCUAUCGUUGCCGGAGAGAGAACAUGAUGGUUGAGAAAGAUCAAGACCUGGGUUUGAGUCUGAGCUUGAACUUUCCGGAUAACCGGAGUUCACUGCAGCUCAAUCUGUUGCCUUCGCACCUCCCAUCUUCUUCUCCUUCCCCUUUCAACCCUCACAAAAACAAUUGGAACCAAACUUUCCCUUCCUCAGAUCGAAACUCGGAGACAUGCAGAGUGGUGGAGGCGAGAUCGUAUCUCAAAGGAAUCGACGUGAAUCGAUUGCCGUCGACGGCGGAAUGCGAGGACGAGGCCGGAGUUUCUUCUCCGAACAGCACGAUCUCGAGCGUGAGCGGGAAGAGGAGCGAGAGAGAGGCCAACGUAGACGAACACGACAACGAGAGGGCUUGCUCUCGAGGUAUCAGCGACGAAGAAGACGGCGAGACCUCGAGGAAGAAGCUCAGGCUCUCCAAGGACCAGUCGGCGAUUCUUGAAGAGAGCUUCAAAGAACACAACACUCUCAACCCUAAGCAAAAACUGGGCUUGGCUAAGCGACUUGGGCUCACUCCACGUCAGGUGGAGGUCUGGUUUCAGAAUAGGAGGGCAAGGACCAAGUUGAAGCAAACUGAGGUUGACUACGAGUUCUUGAAGAGGUGCUGUGAGAAUCUGACGGAUGAGAACAGGAGGCUACAGAAGGAAGUGCAGGAGCUGAGGGCACUGAAAAUGUCCCCACAUUUCUACAUGCAAAUGACCCCUCCCACCACCCUCACCAUGUGCCCUUCAUGUGAGCGUGUCGGAGUCCCACCACCGCCACCAUCAUCGUCCACGACAGCCACACCAGUCGACCCCAGGUCCCGUCUGAUGGCCCCAGCCAGCCAGCGGUCCAUCCCGUUCAACCCGUGGGCCACCGCUCCCGUCACACACAGGCCACUAGAUGCUCUCCACCCUCGAUCGUGAUUAUGGACAAAUUCAAGGGCAAAACCGUCAUCCAAAAUGUUGAUCCUUGGCUUAGACAACAAUAUGGAAUCUAUUGUAGUAGUACUGUACCAUGUUGUAUCUAUGAGGUCUAAGAUAUAGUCGUUUGGAUGUGAUGUGGUGGGGCUCAAGUUGUUUAGUUUUUAUUGAUCCAUCUUCGUUUUUCAGGGUAGGGGGCAAGAGGAGGAACUUUUGAAGAUAGUGAAGGGGACUUUGAAUGUAAAAUAGUCCAUAAUUAUAUAUAAUUGGUUUAAGGUUGUAAUAUUAACUCUAAACCUAAGUUACAUCAAAAUAAAUUACAUAAGAAUGUCUUUGUAUUGUAUAUAGAA